UUUAGAUAAAGCAUCCACACCUUUAAAUAGAACUGGCCUCCUGAUGUUGUGUGAUGAUGAGCACUUUUUGCCCAUAGAGUGAACUUUAUCUUGUUUUUGAGAGAACCUUAUUUUGGAGCUUUUAAAAUACAGAACAAUGGACAUGCAUGUGUUUUUCCUGCUUUGCAUUCUUGUGAUGCCUUAUUUUACAGACACAACUACAGCUAAAGCCAGAAAUCUUGCUUUAUACGGCAAGGCUACACAAUCAGAUCUGGUCCAGAAUCCUUGGUCAGCAAAUGGCCAUGCCAUUAAUGCUAUUGAUGGAAAUCGUGACUCAAAUUAUGAACAUGGAUCCUGUACUGCUACCAAAUUGCAAGAUGACCCAUGGUGGAGGUUAGAUUUACUAGAUAAGUACGUAGUGACCUCCAUAACUAUCACCAACCGAAAAGACUGCUGUCCUGAAAGGCUUGAUGGAGCAGAGAUACACAUUGGUAACUCUCUGCUGAACAACGGCAACAGCAAUCCACUGGCCGGAAAGAUUUCAUCCAUUCCAGGUGGGAGGUCCCUCACUUUCAAAUGGAAUAAAGGCAUUCCAGGCCGUUACAUCACCGUGGUCAUACCUGGAUCUAAUCGACUUCUUACCCUCUGUGAGGUCGAGGUUUAUGGUUAUCCAGCUCCUGAUGGUGAAAAUGUGGCUUUAAAAGGGAAAGCUACACAGAUUUCUCUCUAUGGAAACGGCUUUGCAUCCAGUGCCAUUGAUGGUAACAAAGAUGCUGUUUACAGUCAUGGAUCCUGUACCCACACUCUAAAUGACCUCAAUCCCUGGUGGAGACUGGACUUACUGAAAAAGCACAAAGUGUUUUUAGUGGUAAUUACAAACAGAGUAGACGCUGUUCCUGAAAGAUUGAAUGGGGCAGAAAUCAGAAUUGGAAACAGUCUGGACAACGAUGGCAAUAACAAUCCCAGGUGUGCUGUGAUCUCUUCCAUUCCUCCUGGUUUUUCCAAAUCCUAUGAAUGUGCUGGAAUGGAAGGACGUUACAUUAAUGUUGUUAUUCCAGGACGGGAGGAAUAUCUAACACUGUGUGAGGUUGAAGUGCAUGGAUCCCCACUGGAUUGAGAAGCACUUUAAUAAUAAUAUUAUUAUUAUUUAAAAGUAUUAAUUACUGGUAAUCAAAGUUUUAAUACUGAAUACCAAACAGAACUCAGAAUAGUAAUAAGUAGAGUAUAAAUUGUUAUCUUAAUCCUUUUUUUUUCUUGUUAGCUGUUAUCACAAUAUUUGCUCUUGCAAUUGAUAUUAUGAGAUACCAAAGAAAAAAAAUUAUAUAUAAAAAAACAACUCUUGCAAAAUGUAAAAAUGUGUAAAAUAACUCAUGAACACUUCAUUAUAAUAAAACUGCUUAUAAUAAAA
Molecule: messenger RNA, 1387 nt
Organism: Cyprinus carpio (common carp)
Lineage: Eukaryota; Metazoa; Chordata; Actinopteri; Cypriniformes; Cyprinidae
Source: RefSeq, a predicted model, not a curated record